GCAGGUACGGUUGUGAAGAGGUGACGUGAAGGUCGCAACGCAGCCGGAAAGAUAGAGAGUUCUCUGAGAGAGAGAGAGAGAGAAAGAAGGAGAACGCCUUUCCAGCUCUCUCCGUUUUGCUCUGAAUUCUAGGAAUGGAGGAGAGUAGCUGCGUAGCGUGCCUUCAGCAGCGUAUUACCGUGUGUACAGGCUCUGUUAGGACGCCAGUAGGAACCAAGAGGAGCCCGUCUACUAUGCACGGAUCGAGUAGACUAACGAGGAUUUAUUGGAGUGCAUUAGCCGCUUGGAUAAUAUUGGUUUGCUGCCUUCAGCAGGCACUAGCAGGCAAGAUUCCCAAUAGGGACUGGACGCUGCCGUCGCUAUCUGCAAACGCUGUAGGGAGCUCCGAGUACAGAGAUGGCUUGAGAACCCUCGCCGUUCUGAUAGACCGCGGCAGCUUGCGUGCGUCGGUUUUGAAGCGAGUCUCGGACAGCAUUGACGGAUUCCUACAUGGGCACGCACCGUCCGAUGCGCCGCCCGGCCAUAUGAGUGUGGCACCGUCGGCAGAAGGCCGUCAAAAGGCAUUCAACCGAUUCAUGCUGCUGCCGUUCAGCCAUUCAGGUGUGGGCUUGGCGGUGGACACAAAGGAAGAUGGAGAACUCUUGUCCGCUGUCGCAAGUCUCAAGCCCUUGCAUCGCGACAACGACCGCUGUGAAACGUUCUCGCUGCGAGCACUGUGGAAUGCCGUGGCCAGUUCGCCAGUGGCGAACAACUCCGUCAUCCUUGUCAUUACGGAUAGCCAGCCGAUGGAUCAGGUGGCUGGUCAAAUAGUACUGGAGAAAGUCCUCCAGAAGCGAGUCAUGAUCAACUUCAUCAUAGCCGGCCACUGCACAAUGCUGGCAGGCUGGCGACUUCACCCGAUCUACUACCGCCUGGCCGAGGCCACCGGAGGACAGAUGAUGGUGACACAGCGUCAGGGCCAGGCGGCACACAUCAUGACGAGUCUGCUCUAUUCCCUGGCCAGAAUGCCUGUUCACCUGUUUCGGCAGGAGUUGAUAGCAAGCGAUCAGUCGUCGGAGCAAUCGCUGCUGAUACCGUUUGACAUGGCCACGGCCAACAUCAGCAUUGUCAUCAUGUGCUCUGAACCACUCAUUGCACCAAGAAUAUCGGUUACCGACAGCCAAACCGGUCGUCCCGUGGCGGCCCGGACGAUCAGGACGGCGAACGGCGCCAUCCUCUCGCUCACGGGAUCGUUCGACUCCGACCUGCUGAGCGUGUCGGUCGACCUCGGCCAGGCCAACGACGUGUGCUCUCUGAGUGUCCUGGGUACCAGUCAUCUACACGUGGACUACAGGUUCCGAUUCGGCGACGAUAAGCCAGAGCUACUGGUGCUGGAAAGCAAGGCAGUUGAGAUAGCAUCCGGCAACAAGAUAACCAUCGUGUCGCGCACCGACUCAAGUUUCCAGAUCGAUCAUUUCGAUAUCGUGUCCGUGGACGGCCGACAGCUGGACACCCAGGCGACGAUGGUCGACGAUGGGUUGUCAGCCGGUGCCGGUGCUCGUGAGCAGAUCUCGUUCCCUCUGUCGUUGCCGCCGCUGCAGAGCGCUCCGUUCCGACUGCGCUUCCGCGGCAAGACCAGCGAUGGCAUCGAAGUGCAGCGAGUGACUAGCCAGCUUUUCCUGGCUGAGCCAACAAUGACUAUCAAUGCCAGCAUGAACACUCCGGGAACUCCAACCGUGGACCGACUUCUGCCCACGUCCAAGGUGCUACGCUUGGCUGGUGAUACGGUUGCCCUCACGUGCCCCGUGGUGGGAGCAAAUGGUGUAACCUGGUCUCGGCAGGGCAGCAGUGAGGGCCCGAUAACAGCUACAACCGGUCGAGUACGCAUCGCUGGUGAUCGUCUGAUCAUCACAGACAGUGUCAUCAUGGACACAGCUAUAUUCAUAUGCCAGAGUGCGGGUCAGGUGCAGAGAAUUCUCAUGACCAUAUAUGACCCGCCACGUAUUCUUCCGCCCACGCAGCUGAUCAGACGUUUUGGCAACUGUCUGGAACUGGAAUGUGUGGCGGCCGGGGAUCCAAGACCUAAAGUCCAGUGGUAUCUCAACGAAACAAGCCUUCAGAUUGACAACAUCAUCACGAAAAUGACUCACACCGGCUCUCUGCAACUGUGUGGAAUGAGUGAGAUCUACGUUGGUACCUACACCUGUCGUACAACUAUACCUGCACUGGGAUCAAGGUCAAUUGUUCUAUCUGCUCAAAUUAUACGCGAAAUCGUGGACGACAUCCUCCGUGAGUUUGAGGACAAGGAGGACAACAACGAAGGAGGGACUUUCCCCACCGGCUUACCGCUCUCCCCGUCACCAGGCAACGGUGGCGGUGGGCAUGGUAUGGACGUACCCCUCUUCUCCGUCUUGUCCGGUUCCGUCAGCGUGGUGGAGCGGUGCGUGCAGAUCCGAUGCGAGUCACUGGACCGUGACGAGGACUGUGUUACGAUCUGGCUGAAGAAAGGCGUUCCCGUGUCGACUCUGCCACGAGCAACGGUGUUCAGCAAUGGCACCAUGCAGGUGUGCAAUCCUACGUCCGUACACACCGGAGACUACACAUGUCUGUUGGCCAACAGUCAGCAUAUCGCCACCAAGACCGUCACUGUCAAUAUGCAAGUCCUGCUCAGCUCCGGCAUGUUCGGCGUCCAGAGCCAAGCCAAAGCCGAGAUUGCCGAACGUAUGAUGACGACGACGACAACGUCGAGUCCAUUUCCGGACGCCGGCGAAAAGAUGGAACUGCUGAAGAAGCUGCUCGAUGGGGACACGGGAAAAUCCCCUCCUGAGGGAAGCAAUGAACCACCAUCACGGGAAACAUUCGCAGCCAAAGUCAACAUCAUCGAGGAAAAGGGUCCACCAAGUUCACUGACUGCCAGCAAAGGUGAACAGAUAUCGGCGCUGUACCUGAAAAAUCGACUAGAUCUCACGCUCCUGGACAAGGACGGGCCGAACGGAAAGGGCACGGAUGAUAAACUCAUCCCCGUUCAGCCGCAGAACGCUGAAGACAAGAAUGUGCAUUUGAAGAUUGUGUCGGAGACGUCAAAACCGCCAAUGCCACACUACCCGAUGCCACUACCUUCGCAGGCGUCCGGCAGCAACAUAGGCUUCGAGUCCAGCGCCGUGGACACCAUCCUUGAAGGACUUCACUCGGACAAGAACAAACAGCCAGUGGCUGCGAUCAAGGCCGAAAAUACGAAGACCAGUGAGCACAUGCCCGAAGCCAGUGAGAUUGGAUUUCGUCGACCAAGCGGCAUCUCCCCAGCUCGCAUUUCCAGCGCGUUCAUUUCAAUCUCGGUGCACGACGAUUGCCUUGAGCUGGCAUGUCCGUACACGGGCCAGCCAAGUGCGCAGUUGCUAUGGUUCCUCAACGACCGGCGAGUGCACUCAUCUCGUCGCGGCGUGUCCGUGAAGGGCGACACGCUGACGAUAUGCGAGCGCUCGCGCCUGCGUGGCUCGGCCGACGUCAUAUGCCGCGUACAGAACGUGCUCGGGGUGGACACUCGCCAGGCCAUCGUUGACCUGAGUGUGAUCCUGAAGCCUGAACCACCAAUCACUACACCACCACCACCACCACCACCACCAUCACGAGGGGAACCCCCUAAAAUCACGGGUCCCCUGAUCGUGCGCACAAAGAACUCGUCGUGCAUAAGCAUCCAGUGCCCCGCCCGCAGCCAGCACAGCCUGCAGAUACAGUGGACCUAUCACAUGGAGAGCAUCACGCAGGGGAAAUCCCCCACCGGGCUCGAGGUCGACAAGGACGGCGACCUGGUGGCGUGCCUGGCACAGGAUCGCCUUGGCAACCGGGACGUGCUCUGCCGCGCUAGCAACGAGUUUGGCUUCGUUGUGCAGGUGCAGAAAGUCAACAUGCUAGCUUUCUUGAAGGCACUGAUUACAGAGAUGCCACGGCCCACUGUUCCCGCCGCCACGAAAUCACCGCAGCCCGAAUCCACAACAGCCAUGCCGAGCACGGAGGUCACGUUGCCUGGCAACGGCAGAGUGCUCCCGCCGCGUAUCCUUGACGCAACCCAGCCGGUGCUGGUGCAGAACGGAUGCAUACUGGUGUUGUGCGUGGCGUACGGCACACCACUGCCCAAGCUGGUGUGGAGUUUCAACGGCCGCACCAUCAUGCCGCGACAGCCACGCGAAAGUGACUUCCAAAUCCGAACGGACGGAUCUCUCCAGGUCUGUAACCUGGAUGCUGGAAAACACAGUGGGCAGUACAAGUGUACAGCUAGCAAUCAGGCUGGUAUCGCCGCCAGCAAUAACUAUAUCAAUGUGCAAACGUACUUGAAACUAAUAGAAGACAACAAGACUUGCUCGCCAGCGAAGCAGCCUACAAAGACAACUCCCGAAGGUCAUCGACAGGAGGUAGCUGCCCUAAGAGCCCAGGUUGUGAGCAUGAGCCAGCUAGUUGCAAACGCCGACAAACAGAGACGACAGGCUGUGGACAGCGAACGAGUAUGCCAGCAGACUCUGGAUGACCUGCGGCGAAUCGUCACUAAAGACUGACCGGGUCUCGGCGACCUUCCUUUGUGGGCCAACCCAAUCCCCUCACACUUCACUGUGUGUUCCCCACUGCCGACGUUCCCCAAUACCCAAGUCGGUAUUUUUUUAGUAUAAAUUAUAAGUUUAUUAUGCCUAUGUGAUGUGCAAGUUUAUACUGGUAAAGGCAAACUAUUUUUCUUGCGAACAAAUUACCUCAAUUUUGCAAAUAUAUCCCUAUCUAUAUUGUGUCCCUAUCUAUAUCAAUGUAACACAAAAUGAAUAUUUUUUAUUUUUUUUACGAUGCACAUAUUAUCGAAAUUUGAAAAUAUAUUUUGGAAAUUUGCGUGUCGAAAUUCUGAAUAAUUAUACCAAGAAAUUGAAGUGUUCUUUAGUCGGAGUGUG
Messenger RNA from Sycon ciliatum, 4907 nucleotides. RefSeq lists its product as uncharacterized. Lineage: Eukaryota; Metazoa; Porifera; Calcarea; Leucosolenida; Sycettidae. Bases 135 to 4529 code for a protein of 1464 amino acids. Gene Ontology annotation, biological process: homophilic cell-cell adhesion; dendrite self-avoidance; axon guidance. Gene Ontology annotation, cellular component: axon; plasma membrane. Gene Ontology annotation, molecular function: cell-cell adhesion mediator activity. The record is from RefSeq and is a predicted model, not a curated record. The transcript has 22 exons.